This is a messenger RNA of Rasamsonia emersonii CBS 393.64, 1071 nucleotides long. Its product is annotated as Molybdenum cofactor biosynthetic protein (CnxF). The annotation marks the transcript as partial. Gene Ontology annotation, cellular component: cytoplasm. The record is from RefSeq and is a predicted model, not a curated record. The transcript has a single exon. Gene Ontology annotation, molecular function: thiosulfate-cyanide sulfurtransferase activity; URM1 activating enzyme activity; nucleotidyltransferase activity. Gene Ontology annotation, biological process: tRNA wobble position uridine thiolation; protein urmylation. NCBI's taxonomy places the organism in Eukaryota, Fungi, Ascomycota, Eurotiomycetes, Eurotiales, Trichocomaceae.
UUUUUCUGUCUUGCUGGGCUGAAAGCUGAUUGCUUUUUUUUUUCCAGGUUGAAUCCACACCCAAAGUAUGUGGCGCACAGAGAACGUCUAACGCCCCAAAAUGCACCGGAGAUCUUCAAAGACUACGAUGUCAUCCUUGACUGCACAGAUAACCCUGCCACCCGCUACCUGAUCUCGGAUACUGCGGUACUUCUUCGGAAGCCACUAGUUUCUGCGUCCGCACUGAGAACAGACGGUCAGCUUAUGGUGUUGAAUAACCCACCAAAACCACCUGGUGAUACAACUGGUGGUCCUUGUUACCGAUGUGUUUUUCCUAAGCCGCCACCUGCCGACAGUGUCGUAAGCUGCGCGGACGGUGGGAUAUUAGGCCCUGUUGUUGGCAUUAUGGGGGUGUUACAAGCGCUGGAAACGAUCAAAGUAAUCACUAUGACUGCUGGAGAUUCCAACCCUUCGGACGCCUCAGCAGACCGUCCGUCUCUUCAUAUUUUCUCAGCCUAUUCCACGUCCCCAUUUCGCACUAUCCGUCUCCGUCCGCGGCGGGCAAACUGCGCCGUCUGCUCCGCCCAAGCCACCGUCACACUCGAUUCUCUCCGCUCUGGAUCGACAGAUUACAUUCAGUUCUGUGGGUCUGCCAACCCCCCACAACUUCUCUCCCCAGACGAGCGCAUAUCGCCAGCGGAGUAUCAACCAUUACACUAUGGUUCCAAACUUCCAUCAGAGCAUGACCUACCCUAUACACUGAUCGACGUGCGCGAUAAAGUCCAGUUCGACAUCUGCAAUCUCGAAAACAGCAUCAACAUCCCCAUCUCGACGAUCCUGAACGAGACGAAGAAGCGAGACGACGCAUCGAACGAAGAGUGGCCCUCCUGGCUCCCUCCCGACGUGACAUCUGCAGAAAACUCCAAGAAACCAAUCUACGUGGUCUGUCGGCUAGGAAAUGACUCGCAGCUUGCGGUGCGCAAGCUCAAGGAGCUGGGUCUGGACCGUAACGGAGAAAGGUUCAUCGGCGACAUUCGUGGAGGAUUGAAGGCGUGGAAAGAGGAAGUUGAUCCGGAUUGGCCGGAGUACUGA